Messenger RNA from Aspergillus fijiensis CBS 313.89, 1604 nucleotides. RefSeq lists its product as uncharacterized. Bases 270 to 1364 code for a protein of 364 amino acids. Lineage: Eukaryota; Fungi; Ascomycota; Eurotiomycetes; Eurotiales; Aspergillaceae. The transcript has 2 exons. The record is from RefSeq and is a predicted model, not a curated record.
GUGACUGGAUGAGUGUCUGCCUGAUCCUUCAGGUUGUGGUAGCCUCCAGGCACCCCCAGGCACCCCCCAGGCACCCCCUCGAAAUGAACUAAUCUCACCCACCUUUCCCUUUCCCUCCCCCGGCUUAUAAUUCUUUGUCUUGCCUCACUCCAACAUCAUCCCAUCAUCCAACUGUUCGUCUUUCGCUAUCAAAACUGUCAACAUAUAUCAUCACACCACCUAUCCUUCAACUAAACUCUGACCCCUACCGAGUUCAUCCAUCGCCCACCAUGGCCAUCUCUUCCCUCCUUCGUCGAGGAGUGGAGGCUGCUGUGGACUACCAGUCCAAGCAGCCCUCCCAGAGCCAGCCAACCAUCCACUUGGCGGGGUGGUUGUCGGCUUUCUUCAUCUUCACCGUCCUCGCUUUCAUUGCCAUUCUUCUUUCGGUCGAGUACACUUACGGACAGCUGGUUCCUACCCUCGCUAUCGUGGAAGAUACGAACCCUGAUAUCUACGUCCGCAUCGAUACCGACUUCGACCCGAACAAGCCCGUCGAUGCGACCGAGCCUGAAAUCGAGACCCGCCCGCAGCCCAUCACCAACAAGUUAUGCACCACUAUCCGCCAUCUUCGCGCCCGGGCCGGUCCCUGGUCCCGUUUCCGCGGGCUGAGCAUGUACUUGGCCUACUGCUUUGCUCAGUCGGCUGUAUACUCCCUGGUGCCCUUUUCUGCUGCAGCAUUCCUUCCUCAUUACAUCAUGUACGUUCUCAGCGGCGUGCUUGUGGCCAACCUCCAGCUCGCGUGGGUUCACAUAGUCAUCUCGGAGCCCUCUCCGAAGCGCUUCUACCAGCGCAUCGGGGGCUUCCAGACUUGGAAGCGGAUCGCUCCCGUUGCGGCAUUCGAGCAUGCUGUCACCGGCGCCGGCCUGUACGCUCCCCUUUUCCUUAUCGAGGCCUUCGGCGGCUUUGACGGACUCAAGGACUUGGACUCCUUUACCCCUUCCGAUCCUUCUUUCACCAAGGCUAUCUGGACCAUCUAUGGCCUCCUCCUUGUGCCCACCGUGGUGUCAUUUGUGGCCUCCAUUCCUGCGCGGGCUAUCUUCCUUCGCGUGGCUGCUUCCAUGCUUCCUGAAGAAGAUGAGGCUAUUGUGCCUUUCGACCGCUCCUACGGCGGCAAGGUGCAGCCUGCCAUCCUGGGUGGCAGUGGUAAGCUCAGCAUCUCCGAUGCUUGGAAGACCCUCGAUCGCGCUGCACUGACCCGCUUCGUGAAGUCGAUGUGCAAGGCGGUCGCUAUCGAGGCCGGCGUGACUAUGUUCUUCACGCUGCUACUUACCGGCCAGAUCCUCGCCGGCGCUGUGACUUACGGGUUCCCUGGAAACAACGCUUAAGCAGAUUGACGUUUUGUUCUGCCCUCCACCGUUACGAUGACCCUCACCCUCCUUCUGUCAUUUGGACUACGUGUCUCCGGUUUAUAUAUGUGAAUAAAUUCUGUUUCAAACUCGGCUGAGCCCUCCACUCUCUUGUAUCUAUCACCAUGGUCUAAGUAGUGGAAUGGAUUCCACAGGCAUACGCAGGUCUGGAUUCAUUAAAGCUUAGAGUUGUAGUUCGGUAGUAGGGUUAAAUCGCUG